CCGACCUCAUGGACCAAGCAACCGCCUCUCAAGCUGUCAAGCGCAAGAGGGACCACUUGGAGUCAGCCUACAGCAAGAAGGUUGACCAAGCGCAUCGCAACGGACAACCCAUCCCUCCCAAGCCCGAACUCCCCGAGGUCCCUCGUGUCAAGCAGCAUCCUCUCUCUGUUGUCGAUGCCAAGGCCAUCCCGAGGACUUGCCCUUGCUCAUGUACACCAAGGCCUUCGUCGAGUGGGAGGAGAAGGAAUUGAACAUCGGGACCGAUGCUACGCCAAGCGGCUUCCUCUCGCUCUUGGCCCCCACUGAUGCUUCAUCAUCCUCCCCGGCUGUCGGCACGCCCAAGCCCUCUCAGAAGGGCAAGAACAAGGAGUUCGGCACGCCAACUCCCUCCGGAGGUACGACCAUGUGUCAUGGACGUGCUGAAAGCGCAAGUUCGGUUGCGUCGGGUCCACCCAGCACGCCCAUGCCCUUGGGCUUGCCCUUCAGCCCUACCGUCCCUCCUUCCACCCAGCCCAUGAGCACGCCGACGGCCACCUCGACUGUCAGCUCCCCCUUGCACAUCUUCGAUGCUGCUGAAACAAGCCGCAUGGUGCAUACCGUUGGACGUGGCAAGGUCCUCACCCUGGCCCCCACCAAGUCCUUCUCCAGGCUUGUGUUCAAGGCUACUCCCGCAUGCGCGACUUGCCCUAUAACACCCGUGCCGCCUGCGAGAACUUCUUCCAUGAUGUUGGAGAAGAACAUGCUUGUCAAGUCGAAUACAACUUGCGCGUCUUGUACUUCUUCGAUCAUCCUGGUACUUGGACGGACAGCAUGAGCGACUUCAUCCCCUCGACCUACUGGAAGGACAUCCACCCGGUCAUGAACGAGGAUCGCCUCCUCGACAUUUGUAACGGCACCUUCUGAGACAAGGACAAGGACAAGGAUCGGAUGGGCAACAGGGAGGGCAGGUGGGCAACAGGGAGGGCAGGUGGGCAAGUUUCUCUUUUUCAUACACAUGGUUCAAGUUUCCCGCAUGGCCUGCGCAUGUGGGAUGCCUCGCUUGGCCUGAGCAUGGGGGAGGUCUCGUAGUUUACAAAAAAGCGCUUGUUUUCUGUUCACUCAUGUACAACGCUUGCUACGAGUUCUUGUAGUACAGAAUGAAUAUGGAAGCA
Dacryopinax primogenitus is the source of this 1151-nucleotide messenger RNA. RefSeq lists its product as uncharacterized. Bases 209 to 814 code for a protein of 201 amino acids. Lineage: Eukaryota; Fungi; Basidiomycota; Dacrymycetes; Dacrymycetales; Dacrymycetaceae. The record is from RefSeq and is a predicted model, not a curated record. The transcript has a single exon.